Messenger RNA from Cooperia oncophora, 474 nucleotides. The record is from the annotation of a GenBank genome assembly. Lineage: Eukaryota; Metazoa; Nematoda; Chromadorea; Rhabditida; Trichostrongylidae.
AUGUUCUCCAUUUCAGCAUGGGAUUGGGAAGGCACGGCACGUGGUUUCGGGAUCUCCUACGUGACGCUCGGGACUUUGGCGAUCCUUCUCAAUUCGAUAUUCCUCUACUCACUUCUCGCAAGACGACGAAAAGCCUUCUCACAUGCUUUCUACAUCAUGAUACUUGAUUUCACCAUCAUCGACACUAUCAAAGGUGUCUCCUCAAUAUUGUUUGCUAUCAAACUACUGAAAACAGACCUGAAUUCUGACCAGUCUUUAUUAUCAAUUCGGGUCGAUCAAUACAGUGGCGUGCUGUUACGAGACGCUAUUUACAGGAAACGGGUUGUUUUGGUGAUCGUGUGCAUUUGGAUUUUCUCUUCAUUGAUGACAUUUGCCAAUAUGGUAGCUGGUAUUCAGAAUCGUAGUCUAUGGAUCGACGAUGAAUGCACUCAAGACGGUAAGGUUACUGACAUCACGUCCAUCUCCUUGUUCUAA